UGAUCUCUGGGUAUGAGGCAGCGACUCAGUGGGAUGUAGGAACAUUUUUUUCUUAAUCUGAUUAAAAAAGUAAUUUCAUCUAAUUCAAAGUUGAAUUAUGAUUCUCAGCUAGGGGUGUAAGAAAAUAUCGAUACACGUGAGUAUCGCGAUAUUUUGUUUAUAAAUAUCGAUAUUAUUGAUAUUUAUAAAAAAAAAAAAAUUAUACAGAUUCAUGGCAGUUUAAUUUUGUUCUGUUUAUAUCCCAACCGCUAGAUCGCAGUCUUCUUAUCUCUGAACUUAAACAGUGACAGGAAGUACUAGCAUAACAGCGCGCUACUAAUGUUAACGUUAAAAUAGUUUGCUGCUAGUAAUGGAGGAUGAAAGAAUAUUUCCAGCUCCCGCUUCAGUGUACAAAGCCGAUGUGUGGCGUCAUUUCGGCUUUCGUUACAGACCAGGCACGAAAGAGAUUGACAAAAGUAUUGCUGUUUGUAAAAUGUGCAAUGCCAACGUCAAAUAUUCAAAGAACACUACAAAUCUGAGAGCGCACAUAACGAGGCACCAUGCGGAUGCACGGAUAACAGAACAGCAGCAAAUGGCUAACGUUUAAAGAGAGGAUCCCCGUCAACUCACCCUGGAGCAAGUUCACAGAUCAAAGUUACCACCAACCUCAACGCGUGCAACCAAAAUAACUCAGUCAGUACUUUAUUUUAUUUGCAAAGAUAUGCGCCCUCUCAGUGUCGUAGAGAAGGAAGGCUUCCGUCAUAUGCUGAAAACUUUGGAGCCUCGCUACACAAUACCAUCCCGCCAGCACAUUACGGACAUCGCUGUGCCCAACUUGUACAAUGAGGUAAAAAUGAGCGUACUACAAUCUCUUAGCUUAGCUGAGAGAGUCGCGUUGACAUGUGAUGCUUGGACAUCCCGGGCCACUGAAUCAUUCUUAACGAUAACAGCGCACUACAUAACGACUGAGUGGAAUCUGGUCUCGUAUGUACUACAGACAAGAGCAAUGCAUGACAGUCACACAGGGAAUAACAUUGCAGAAUUACUAAAGGAGGCGGUCACUGAAUGGGGUUUGGAAGAGAAACAUCCAGUGAUUGUAACAGACAAUGCAUCCAAUAUGAAUGUCGCGGCUGGACUCGCAGACAUGACCCACAUCCGAUGUUUUGCGCACAGCCUGAAUCUCGCCUCACAGAAAGCACUAAAGUUGCCAGCAGUGGAGUGACCCCUAGGCAGGAUCAAACGUGUUACAAGCUUUUUCAGACGCAGCACCAUAGCCAGCCACCAGCUAAAACAAAAGCAAGACCUGCUCCAGCUACCAAAACACAGGUUAAUUACAGAUGUUGUCACGAGGAAUAGCUCUUAUGACAUGAUAGAUAGAUUUUUUUAGAACAACCACCAGCCAUCUGUGCAGCACUACUUUCAACAGAGGUCAGAAAGUGUGAAAAGGAUGUCUUCACAAUGAAUGAAGCUGACAUCACAUGUGCUGAGGAAGUGCUCAAGGCACUGAAGCCAAUGAAGAAUGCCACAUUGGUCAUGUCAGAAGAGAGCAUGCCCACUCUUUCUGUCAUUGCACCACUUUAUUCAAAGCUUGUCAUGGGCACAGAAGAAAGCCCAGAUGAUACAAAGACAGCAAAGGACAUCAAGGCUGCUAUAGCACAAGAUCUGGGAAAGAGAUAUGCCAAUGAGAGGGAGACACUGUGCAUGGCAGCUCUGGAUCCAAGGUUUAAGGAUCUACCCUUUCUCUCUGAAAUGGAGAUCAAAGAGACCUACUCCAAAAUGACGGAUGCUGUGGUGGCUGCCAUAAAGAAGCAACAGAAUCAGCAAGAUAGAGAAGUAGUGGAGACUGACCAGUCAAAGGAUGUUGAAGAUCACCUAUCUGACUAUGAAGAUGGCUCUGCCUCCACCUCCCUGCAACCCAUAAAGAGGCCAAGGAAAUCAUGUGCAUUGGCUGACUUGCUUGGAAUGGUAUUUGCCACUUCUGAAAACAGCACCAAAAUCUGCACAUGAUACUGCUGCAUCUGAGAUUAAGAGGUUUAGAGAAGAAAAACCUUUGCCCCUCCAAGAAAACAAACUCAGUUGGUGGAAAGAACAUGAAGAUGCGUACCCUGAGCUAUCCAAACUAGCAAAGGGUUUCCUGUGCAUUCCGGGCACAAGUGUUUCUGCAGAAAGAGUUUUCUCCACCGCAGGAGACAUUGUAACUGCACAUAGAAGUGCCCUGACAUCUGAGCAUAUUGACCAGCUUAUCUUUCUUCAGAAAAACCUUGACAUUAAAUAAAAAGACAAAUAUAAAUACAAAUGAAAGAAACCUACUGUAUAAAAUCCAAGUUUAAAGGUUCUGAGAAUGUUCAACAUCUGUAAAUAUUUUAUUGUUUAUAUUUGUUUUGUUUUCUUUAGGAAUCCUGCAAGCACUUUAUUUUUAAUUGAUAUAAAGCAGAUGUAAUUCUUUUGUUCAGAUCAAAAUGUUAGGACACUGCAUGCUACAAUUGUAAACUGAAACUGUGAAGCUUUAAAAGCAGGGUCUAAAAAUAUAUAUGGUCUGUUUAUAACAGCUAACAUUUAAUACAUUUAGUUUAAUGCAUUUAAGAAAUCCUGCAAGCACUUUAUUUUUCCCCCUUGAUUCAUACUGCACAUAAAGUGGUUCAAUCAUAUUGAAUGUUACAGGGGCUAAUUAAUGCAAAUGCAGUUCCCACUGUGUUCUGGUU
Molecule: messenger RNA, 2681 nt
Organism: Tachysurus vachellii
Lineage: Eukaryota; Metazoa; Chordata; Actinopteri; Siluriformes; Bagridae
Product: E3 SUMO-protein ligase ZBED1-like
Exons: 2
Coding region: 1438-1986 (182 amino acids)
Source: RefSeq, a predicted model, not a curated record